Molecule: messenger RNA, 4147 nt
Organism: Solea solea (common sole)
Lineage: Eukaryota; Metazoa; Chordata; Actinopteri; Pleuronectiformes; Soleidae
Product: anoctamin-4-like
Exons: 29
Coding region: 176-3646 (1156 amino acids)
Biological process (GO): chloride transmembrane transport
Cellular component (GO): plasma membrane
Molecular function (GO): protein dimerization activity; chloride channel activity
Source: RefSeq, a predicted model, not a curated record
UGAGCAGCAACAGCAGCAGCACCAUCAUAAUGUUUGAAUACACAGGAGGAGAGGGGUGGGUGGAGCUACGGAUGCUGUAGGUACCAACCACAGAAGUUGGUGCCUUCACACCGCAAAGCCAUGCGUAAUAAUAACAGUAAGUGCGAGCGCCGGCGGUGCAGUCGUCCUGAGGAAGAUGCUCGAGCAUGAAGCAGCGGCAGACAUGCGACUGGUCCGUCAGAUGAGCUCAGGUAUGAAGAUCCAGGCGGCGGGUGGUGAGCCCAUCGGCUGCAGCAAAGUCGGGGAGAACCACCAGGAGAACCAGGUGAUCUGUUUGCAGUGUCAGGACGAGCUGGUGCGGGUUUGUCCGGGAAGUCCACGCAGUCCUCGCAGCGCCAUCGCGACGCGGCUGUCCUCGGGAUCGGCAGACCGCGAGCCCAGCAGUAGCAGCUACAAUGUCUCUUCGGGAACCUUCUACAGCUGCGUCAGUCAAAUCACUAUUGGUUUCGAUCUCGGAGGUCAAGUGGCGAUCGGGUUCUCCCACUGGAAGAGCCCGUUCCCAGGCAGCAGUCAAAAUCUGCCCAGUCUGGACUGCGUCCACUCGGAGGCCACGGCCGUCCCGCCCGUCGGUGACCACUUCGAGCCGGUGUCCUGCCCAGCGUCACUGUCAGUGAGCCCGCUGCCCACCUGCAGCGCCAGCCAGGAGACGCUGUGUGACAGUAGCACAAGUGUGAGUUUGUCUCUACAUGGGUCUGAGUCUCAACAUCAGAGCCUCCACCGACGCAGAGUCCCGCUGCAGCCCUCAGCCUCAGCCUCAUCCUCCGGCUACCAGGCAGCGGUCAGACUUUUCGCCUUCCCCUCCAGUGGGAAGGCAGACAUCAUGGAGGAAUCCUCGGCUGGAGCCCCUGAUUCCAGCACUCAGGACGAUGCGCCUCGUCUGGCUGUGAAGGAUGUCAAUGUUCUGCUGGAGAAGGAGAGGUCAGAGGGCAUCAGCAGCCCGUCCAGAGGCGGCGACGACGACGACGACGACUCCACGCUGCUGAAUCCGGCCACGCACAGCAGCAUCCUCGACGACAACACAAAGUCCGACUCUGCUCACUCAGAGGGGAGGAGUAAGUCCAGCGGCAUUUGCUUCAGCGACGGAAAGAGCCGCAUCGACUACAUCCUGGUGUACAGGAAGUCCAGCUCGCUCUCAGAGAAGAGGGAGGUGUUUGAGCGGAAUAUCCGUGCUGAGGGUUUACAAAUGGAGAAAGAGGCGUCUUUAACAAACAGUGACGUGAUCUUUCUGAAGCUUCACGCACCGUGGGAUGUGCUCUGUCGCUAUGCAGAGCUCAUGAACAUUCGCAUGCCUUUUAGGAGGAAAAUCUUUUAUAAGCAUCGACGGCACAAGUUCAUGAGCAGGAUGGAGAAGCGCGUCAACAAAUUUCGAGGCUGGCUUCCGCGCAAGCCCAUGAAGUUUGACAACAACACUCUGCCAGACCUGGAGGAGAACGAAAGCUUCACCGCCCCCUUCAGUCGCUCAAGGAUACAUCAUUUCAUCAUCCACAACAAAGACACUUUUUUCAACAACGCCACCAGAAGCCGCAUCGUCCACCACAUCCUCCAGAGAGUCAAAUACGAGGAGGGGAAAAAUAAAAUGGGGCUCAAUCGUCUUUUGAGCAAUAACUCCUAUGAAGCAGCUUUCCCUCUUCAUGAGGGAAGCUACCACAGCAAAAACUCUAUCAGGACACAUGGAGCUGAGAACCAUCGGCACUUGCUGUACGAGUGCUGGGCCUGGUGGGGCGUGUGGUACAAGUACCAACCACUGGACCUCAUCAGGAGGUAUUUUGGGGAGAAGAUCGGCCUAUACUUUGCCUGGCUUGGCUGGUACACCGGGAUGCUGUUUCCUGCUGCUCUGGUCGGCCUCCUGGUGUUUGUGUACGGCAUUUUCACUUUGGACCACUGCCAGGUCAGUAAAGAAAUCUGCCAGGCCACUGACGUCAUCAUGUGUCCCAUCUGUGACCAGUACUGUCCCUACCUGAGACUGUCUGACAGCUGCAUCUACGCCAAGGUCACACAUCUUUUUGAUAACGGGGCAACUGUUUUCUUUGCCGUCUUCAUGGCUGUUUGGGCAACGGUCUUCCUGGAGUUCUGGAAAAGACGCAGGGCUGUCCUCGCAUACGACUGGGACCUGAUCGACUGGGAGGAAGACGAGGAUGAAAUACGUCCUCAGUUUGAAGCCAAAUACUCAAAGAAAGAGAGGAUGAACCCCAUAUCUGGAAAACCUGAGCCUUACCAAGCAUUCACUGAUAAAUACAGUCGCCUUGUUGUCUCAACAUCCGGGAUCUUCUUCAUGAUUCUGGUGGUGAUUGCUGCUGUGUUUGGCAUUGUCAUUUACCGCGUCAUCACUGUCAGCACCUUUGCCGCCUUUGGCUGGGCUCUUAUCAGGAACAACUCUCAGGUGGCAACCACGGGCACGGCAGUCUGCAUCAACUUUUGCAUCAUCAUGCUCCUCAACGUGCUCUAUGAAAAAGUUGCUCUUCUUCUCACUAACUUAGAGCAGCCGAGGACAGAGUCAGAGUGGGAGAACAGCUUCACUCUCAAGAUGUUCCUUUUUCAGUUUGUCAACCUCAACAGUUCAACAUUCUACAUUGCCUUCUUUUUAGGAAGAUUUACGGGUCGGCCUGGUGCAUAUCUACGCCUCAUCAAUCGCUGGAAACUGGAAGAGUGCCACCCCAGUGGCUGUCUCAUUGACCUCUGUAUGCAGAUGGGGAUCAUCAUGGUGCUAAAACAGACCUGGAACAACUUUAUGGAGCUCGGCUACCCACUGAUCCAAAACUGGUGGACACGGCGGAGGCUGAGGCGAGAGCAUGGGCCAAACGCUAAGGCCAGCUUCCCUCAGUGGGAGAGGGAUUACAACCUGCAACCAAUGAAUGCCUACGGACUCUUCGAUGAAUAUUUGGAGAUGAUUUUACAGUUCGGCUUCACGACCAUCUUUGUGGCCGCGUUCCCUCUGGCCCCUCUCUUAGCGCUGCUCAACAACAUCAUUGAGAUCCGUUUAGACGCCUACAAAUUUGUCACACAGUGGCGGCGGCCUCUGCCAUCACAAGCCAAAGACAUAGGGAUCUGGUAUGGCAUUCUGGAAGGCAUUGGCAUCCUCUCAGUCAUCACCAAUGCUUUUGUCAUCGCUGUCACCUCAGACUUCAUCCCUCGCCUUGUUUACGCCUACAAAUACGGACCUUGUGCUGGUCAGGGCCGAGCAGGGCAAGGGUGUAUGAUGGGUUAUGUCAACGCCAGUCUCUCAGUGUUCCGAGUGUCCGACUUUGAGAAGCGAUCACAGCCCAGGACUAAUGGCUCUGAGCUCUUUGGAGAAGCUGUAACAUACUGCAGGUAUCGAGACUAUAGGGAGCCUCCAGACUCUGCGGAGCCCUACUCGUACACUCUACAGUUCUGGCACGUCCUGGCAGCAAGACUCGCCUUUAUUAUUGUCUUUGAGCAUAUGGUCUUUGCCAUCAAGACCCUAAUUGCGUACCUAAUCCCAGACCUUCCCAAGGACCUGAGGGACCGCAUGCGCAGGGAGAAAUACCUGAUCCAGGAGAUGAUGUAUGAGGCAGAGCUGGAGAGACUGCAGAAAGAGAAGAACGCAAAAAAGAAGAAAGUCAGGGCCCACCACAAGGAAUGGCCCUGAACACAUCAACUGGUUGUCAGCUGUCAGUUUGGUUUUCUAAGGCACAAUCCAGGAAAGUGAAGGCUGCUGGGUUUCCUGCAUGAUGAUACUGGACCCUCACUCUUCCCCUCUUUCCUCCUGUCAUGUCAGACCAACGCCUCCAAGUGGACAGCAGCAGGAUGGCAGAGAUCCUUCACUUUCAGCCUCCUGACUCAGAACCACAUUGUGUCCUCUGGAACAGUCAGAAACAAGAUUUACUACUCUUUGUUCUCUGGACAGUUUCAUCUCCUUUGGAUUGUCGACAGCGUGUGUCUUCAGACCCCGAAUGACAGUUUCAAACAAAACUUUAGCAGAUUUACUGUUUGACGUAGAAGGAGAAUACAACUCUGCUGAGCUUACUGAAUGACAAACCUUGUUUACAUUUUCUCCUGGUUUGAGGAGUUCACAUUUUGCUUUAUUGUAAAUGAAGCUGUUUGAAUGAAUGUUAGGCCCUCUGCUCUGCUAUAGUGUAGUAGAAGACAA